Molecule: messenger RNA, 2174 nt
Organism: Corythoichthys intestinalis (scribbled pipefish)
Lineage: Eukaryota; Metazoa; Chordata; Actinopteri; Syngnathiformes; Syngnathidae
Product: zinc finger protein 771-like
Exons: 3
Coding region: 496-1938 (480 amino acids)
Biological process (GO): regulation of transcription by RNA polymerase II
Molecular function (GO): DNA-binding transcription factor activity; RNA polymerase II cis-regulatory region sequence-specific DNA binding
Source: RefSeq, a predicted model, not a curated record
GACGUAGGUGACAACAACCGAUUGAAGCAAAACCAAACGUUUACCUUUUUAGUGGAACUGUUUUAUUUACUGCUACCAUCGAUGACCAUUAUUAAAUGUUGCCCAUCCCCUCAAAAGUAGCAUUCCUGUUUCACGCUGGACGAUGAAAAGUACGAAAACAAAAAAAAAGCGGUGUAGUCUGUCGUGCGCAUCAUGCGUCAUGACGUAGAGGAUGUGAGUGGCUGUAGUUGCUGUCCGAUUGCUUUGGAAAAGUGGUGCUGUGAAAACAAUCCACUAUUUGCCGAACGACCUAAUGUAAUCGACUGAAAGGUGGCAGAUAUUUUCGGCCACGCCAAGGAUCCGUUCAAUCUCGCUUCUGCUUCGAGUCGUUUGGGUGCACGUGGAAACUUCGAGGCCUGCUAAGGUUAGCCUAGCCUAGUUUGGCCGCUAACAAAGAGGACGGACAACGCGCCUGGGAUCAACACGUCGCCGAGCAAGCAAACAUCAAGUCCCAAAAUGUCAGAUGUCAGUCAAGCGCAUCAUCCUGAAUGCCAGGAGUCUCCUCGCAUAGAGGAAGAAUUCGUCCACAUUAAAGAGGAUCAGGAGGAGUAUUUCAAUAGAGUGGAGAACCCCCACAUUGAGGAGCAGCAGCAACCUCAUCCCCUCGAAAAGGAGGGGGAGGACCAUCCAAAUGUUAAAGUGGAGGUGGUGGACAUCCCCAAGUGGACUGAUGAGCCCUUGAAGGGUGAAGAUGGAGGUCCGAGUGAGGCCAGCAGACGGGCGGAGCCUCCAAGUGGCAGCAGCAGCAGCAGCAGUUCAAAAGAAGGAUCCCAAGCAGACAACCUCAUCGCUCGACCAUCAGAGAGUGACAAUUUCACAUCACACUCCCUGCUCUCUUUCAGAAAAUAUCUUGGUGCUAAGCGGCAGGAGCCAGUAUCUCCUGGUGUUAAAGAGGAUGUUGAGCUCCCCCAAAUCAAAGAGGAGGAGCCAGAGCCCUGUCAACAUAAGCAAUUUUCAUUCAUAAAGGAGGAGGAGCAGGAGAUGCCAUAUUUUAAAGAGAAGGAAGCUAUCACCACGUUGACUGGUGAGCCCUUGCAGAGUGAAGAUGUUCCGAGUGAGGCCAGCAGAGGGGCGGAGCUUCCAAGCGGCGACGGCGGCAGCAGUAGCUCAACAGAAGGAUUGCAAGCAGACAUUUUCUUCGCUCCAUCAGACAGAAAUGACGCCACGUCACACUCACCUAAAAAUGAUGAUAUUCAUAAGAUAUCUCACCGUGACAACAAACUCUGUAAAUGCCCUCAGUGUGGGAAAACCUUUGUUAAUAAGUAUAACUGUCGCACGCAUAUGAGGAGCCACACUGGUGAGAAACCUUUUUCCUGCUCAGUUUGUGGUCAAAGAUUCACUCAGAAAAGCACCUUAAACACACACACAAGAACCCAUACUGGUGAAAAACCAUUUUCCUGCUCUGUUUGUGGUCUAACAUUCAAUCACAAGAACAUCUUACAAAUACACGAAAGAACCCACACGGGAGAAAAACCUUACUCCUGUUCAGUUUGUGGUCAACGAUUCAGUCGCAAGGGCAACUUACAAACACACGAAAGAACCCACACCGGAGAAAAACCUUUUUCCUGCUCAGUUUGUGGUCAAAGAUUUGCUCAAAAGCAACACUUGAAACUGCACACAAGAAACCACACCAGAGAAAAACCUUUUUCCUGCUUGUUUUGUGGUCAAAGAUUCGCGCGGAAAGGCUACUUAACACAACACAGACGAACCCACACUGGAGAAAAACCUUUUUCCUGCUCAGUUUGUGGUCAAAGAUUCACUCGCAAGAGCACCUUGCUCUUCCACACAAGAACCCACACUGGCGAAAACCCUUUUCCUGCUCGGUUUGUGGUCAAGGAUUCACUCGAAAGGAUUGGUUUAAGAGACACGUGUGUUGGUGUGAGAAGCCUUGGCCAAUGACUGUUUUGCCUGUCAUCCAUGCUGGCUUCAUCAGAUUUUGAACGCAGGAUGAUUGUAUUCUGUAAAGCUUCCUCAAAUCCUUGUUAAGAAUUGCUACUUUUCGUGCCUCAUGUGUGCUUUGUCCAAUCCUUGUAUGAUGUGCAUCCACACUAUUUACAAAAAUGCUCUAUCACCUGAUUUAAUUCUCGUGUCAUUAUUUAUACAAUACCCUCUUUCAAAAUACUUUUCACAGUUAA